AUGCCUUCAGCGUACAAGAGCAAGGGCAAAGGGCGCGAUGCACGCCAGUCGCGCAGCCGCAAUACCACCCCAUCAACUGCAGGCAGUGUUCCUACGGCCAUGCCUUCUCUCGCCAACUAUCUUGAGAAUGAUGUUUCGAAGCUCAUCGACCAGGCCAACGGUCAGUACACGGAUAUGCUCGACCUAAUAGCUGGCCCGAACAUUCCCGAUUCCAGGACCCUCGAAACAAUCGUGGAACAUCUGAAGAGCCUCAGUGACAUGGCUGAUACUCGGGGGGAUACUUGCAACGCUGGUAUGCGAGAGAUGUCACAGAAGCGUAAGGACGUGACAGAGGAUCCUGAACUAAGCCACGAGGUUGGAGAACGUUCGAAGCUCAAACGCGAGACGGAGGAAGAUGAUGACCAGAUACACAAAGGAAAGCUGAAGAAGCGCAAGGAGCGUGCGAGUGCAAAAGAGGAGCGGCCAUUGAGUCACGGAGCACACGACGUCGCUCGUCAAGAUGGCGCCGAGACAAAGGUCGAGGGAGCGGCUUCUCCAGUCUCCAAGCAUUCGAAGAACGCCGGCUCUGAUGACAGUUCCUCCCUUUCGCCUCCAUCCAUGUUGUCCCCCAACGGUGCCGCUGCUACCGAUGGCGCGGCCGCGCCUGGGUCUCCCGGGUCGGAUUCCAGCGAUGACUCGCACCAGCCUGAACCCCAGCCCGCUAUACCUCAUUUUCAAGUAUUCGGAGACAACCCGCUCAAAUUCGAUGACCCAACCGUCUAUCACAUCCGAGAUGUCAUCCCGGACAUGCCCGACGAUGAGAAGAAGGAAAUCUACAGUGUGGCCCGUUUCCCGAAGUCCGAUCUCGCCCACAUGAUGGCCGGUGUAGCCCCAGACAAGGACUUUAGCAAUGCCAAGCCAUCCAACCAGGUCAGCGCCAACACCUUCCAGGCCUACAUUGAACCGUACGUUCGCCCUCUUACGGAAGAAGACAUUGCUUGGCUUCGGGAGAGAGGAGACCGUGUCACACCUUUCAUCAAUCCUCGUCGUGGAAAGAAAUUCUACCGUCAGAUCUGGGCUGAAGAGGAUGGAAUUUCUUACGACUCAAGUCAAGAUGACAAAGACCAGCUCCCCUUGAACCAAGGACGAGGCAGCAUCGACUCUUUGACCGAUGACAAGGUUGAAACCAGCGAAGUUUCCAUCGGGCCCCUGCUGAGCCGUCUGUGCUCUCUACUCCGCUACGAGCACCGCACUCUUCCAGAGGACAAGGAAUCGGCGAACGGUGACACGGGAUUGGGAGACGCAAUGGAUUUGGACCAACCAAACGGUGACAUGGAGACCAAGUCCGAGGGCAAGCCCCUCCCACCCGCGACAGCCUUCCAUGACGCCGAUCCAAACGGGUUCAAGACCUCCGUCGCCAAACUCGACCACGCGCAGCUCGACGAGCGCGCCAAGGCCGAGCUGCGAUACAUUGGCUUCCUCGGGCCAGACGACAACCCCGACUACGACGCGCACUAUGACGACGAAGUCGCCGAGCGACUUCGCCUCCUCCAAAACGAACUGAAGAAGCAGAUCGUCACCAACAACGCGCGCAAGGCCCGCAUCCUCAAGAUCGCCCAGGAACACAUGGCUCUCCUCGAAUUUACCACCAUCCAAGAUGACCUCGACUCCCAAGUCCAGCAGGCCUAUCUGAAGCGCACCCGUACCAUGGGCAAGAGUAAGAAGGGCUCGCAGGCCAAGCACCGCCCCGGUGGUGCUGGUGGUGGCAGCCAUGUUGCAGGCGCAGGGAUUUCUCGUCCUGCUGUCGGUGAUGCCGCUAAGAUCGUCAUGGACCGGCGUAAGCGCUGGAACGAUGCCUUCUUGCCUAUAUUCGAUGAUAUCAAGACCACCAUUCCGUCCGAAGGUGAAACCAUCUUCGAUCCACAGGUGAUGAGUGAAUACGAGAAGGCCGAGCUGGAGGCUUGGGACGAGGAGUGA
Molecule: messenger RNA, 1956 nt
Organism: Penicillium cinerascens
Lineage: Eukaryota; Fungi; Ascomycota; Eurotiomycetes; Eurotiales; Aspergillaceae
Product: histone acetyltransferase NGG1
Exons: 2
Coding region: 1-1956 (651 amino acids)
Biological process (GO): regulation of transcription by RNA polymerase II
Cellular component (GO): SAGA complex
Molecular function (GO): transcription coactivator activity
Source: RefSeq, a predicted model, not a curated record